Molecule: messenger RNA, 498 nt
Organism: Pan troglodytes (chimpanzee)
Lineage: Eukaryota; Metazoa; Chordata; Mammalia; Primates; Hominidae
Gene: MT1F
Product: metallothionein 1F
Exons: 3
Coding region: 168-353 (61 amino acids)
Biological process (GO): cellular response to cadmium ion; cellular response to copper ion; detoxification of copper ion
Cellular component (GO): cytoplasm; nucleus
Molecular function (GO): metal ion binding
Source: RefSeq, a predicted model, not a curated record
AGCGCUGACUAGCGGGGCGGGUGCAAGGACGGGGCGGGGUCUCUGCGCCCGGCCCCCUCCCCUGACUAUCAAAGCAGCGGCCGGCUGUUGGGGUCCACCACGCCUUCCACCUGCCCCACUGCUUCUUCGCUUCUCUCUUGGAAAGUCCAGUCUCUCCUCGGCUUGCAAUGGACCCCAACUGCUCCUGCGCCGCUGGUGGCUCCUGUACGUGCGCCGGCUCCUGCAAGUGCAAAGAGUGCAAAUGCACCUCCUGCAAGAAGAGCUGCUGCUCCUGCUGCCCCAUGGGCUGUAGCAAGUGUGCCCAGGGCUGUGUUUGCAAAGGGGCGUCAGAGAAGUGCAGCUGCUGCGACUGAUGCCAGGACAGCCUUUCUCCCAGAUGUAAACAGAGAGACAUGUACAAACCUGGAUUUUUUUUUUUUUUUGAUACCACCUUGACCCAUUUGCUACAUUCCUUUUCCUGUGAAAUAUGUGAGUGAUAAUUAAACACUUUAGACCCGA